AUGUUGUCGGAGGAGCGAAUCGACUCAUGGCGGCAGCGCGUUCCGACUCGUCUUAAUCGCGAUGAUCCUUUUAACGGCGAUGGAUUCGGCGAGCGCCCUGCAACACGACUGACUUUUCGUGAAGCUUCUCCACCUCAACGUCGUCCUUCUACACGACUGAGUUUCCUUCGUGCAGCUACACCUUUGUUUGGGCGUUCUUCUACACCCUCUAUUCGUCCUGCUUCAGGCUUGACUGAACGACGUGCGGGGAGUAACCGACGCAAUCUGCUCACUCUUCUCAGUCGCAAUCGCAAGAGAAAGACAGAGGAAGCUGAGAUUCCUCGUGAGCCUGUUCGCUUGAACUUUUUGUUUGUUGUCGGUCUCGUUAUGGCUACUUCCCUCAUGCAAUCUGAUGCCUUUGCCCGUCCACUGUACGAGACGUAUGUCAGCGAUCGAGUCUAUCACGACCAGCCUUUGACCUACAUCGAAUGGGACGCCAUAUUCCUCUGUUUUGACAUUUCGGACAAGAUGUCCAUGUACACAAUCAUCCAAUGGUGGCAUCAUGCUUCUAAUCAUGGAUUCGCCAAGACGCCCACUUUUGAACCACUUUUGUAUCUUGUUGGUCUCAAGAAGGAUAUUCGCGAUCAGUGCUUUUUGGAAGAUCAUCGAACUAGCUCCGCAAUGGAUUUGUCUUCAGAAUUGAUGGCAUAUCCUACUUGCUGCGUCUGCCCUACAGAGGCAUCAUGGCAGGCGAUGCGAAUCGGAGCAAAGAAAUACAUUGAGUGUUCAGCUGCCACCGGUGAAGGAAUGAAGGACGUGAUUGAUGGCUCUGGACGAGACGCUAUGAGAAAGAUUGUUGGCGAUGAGUGGCUCGAAGAUGAGGUUGUUGCCCCCAAGAAGAAACGUCGGUUCAUCUAA
This is a messenger RNA of Fusarium poae, 897 nucleotides long. RefSeq lists its product as uncharacterized. The transcript has 7 exons. The coding region runs from base 1 to 897 and encodes 298 amino acids. The record is from RefSeq and is a predicted model, not a curated record. NCBI's taxonomy places the organism in Eukaryota, Fungi, Ascomycota, Sordariomycetes, Hypocreales, Nectriaceae. Gene Ontology annotation, biological process: small GTPase-mediated signal transduction. Gene Ontology annotation, molecular function: GTP binding; GTPase activity.